CGAUGCCAAUUCGGAUCUGUCAAAAAGUAAAGGACUGACCACGUUUUCGUGUUGUAUAAUAUUAUUGUAUUAGGAAAUACAGUGAUGCUAUAUUAAAUGAAAUAUUCCAAGUUUUUGCAACUACUUGCAACAUUUUUACUACAACGAAAUACAAACUAAAAGAAAAGAAGAAAAUAAAUAUAUUACACGAAUACACAUGAAAUAAGAGAAAUAGUAGCUAUAAAUUAUCAAAUAACGAUAUGGUAAUUAAGAACAGCAAAUCCAUUUUUGCAUAAGAAAUUCACAAAAUCCCGCAUGGUGACAAGUACUAAUAAUAAGUGAGCACGUUAACAUAAAAGAGUCUCAAAAUUGUGUCCAAAAAUCCUCCAUACCACAGGCAUGGACUGUGACCCGCGGGUGCACUUGUUGGGAAAACUAGUAAUGGGGAAGACUCAACUGAGGAACGAUCCUAUAGAAAAAAAGAAAGAACAAAAAGAAGAAAACAGGUUAGGUUGGUCUGGCGGAUUUUGUCAUUUUGUGUUGGUGUAGCAGCCGCAAUUUAGGGAAGUGGUCGGAAGUCUAAAAAAUAUCUAAAUUAUCUUAUUUAAUUUAGUUAUGAGCGAAUGAAAUAUAUUGAUUUUCGCUAUUUUUGUUGACACAAGCAGCGACCAGAAUGGAUCAAUCGCAAGGUUUUGUUGCUCCUCCAGGCAUUGGAACGCCUCCACUGAUGCCUCAGGUACCGAUUUCUGGUAUGUCCGGAUUUAGCCCGAUUAUCCCAGCCCCAUUCAGUGUGCCACCUCCAGGAUUUGGUGCUCCUGCUAUACCUCCUGUCUUACCUUCACUUGGCGGUUCAAUCAGUGAGUGGACUGAGCACAAAGCACCUGAUGGUCGAACAUAUUAUUACAACAUUGUUACAAAGCAAAGUAGUUGGAUAAAGCCGGACUGUUUAAAGACACCAGCAGAGGUGGAAUUGUGUCAGUGUCCCUGGAAAGAAUUUACUGCUGAAAAUGGAAAAACAUACUAUCAUAAUAUUAACACAAAAGAAUCACGAUGGAUUAUACCACCCGAAUUGGAAGAGAUCAAAAAAAGGGUUACAGAAGAGUCUAAACCAAAAAGCGUGCCAGUGUCACCCAAAGAAAUUACAAGCCCUUUUUCAAUAUCUGCUUCCAUUUCUCCAUCAAACUCGCCAAACGUUUCAAAUUCCACUGCCAGUCCAGGUCCAAAGAGUAACGCGAUGGAAGCGGCAAUGGCAGCAACAUUAGCAGCAAUUUCCAUUCCAACUCCUCCUAACCGACCUGAAGAUGAUGUGUAUACGUCAAAUCAUUAUGAUCGAACUGAAACAAAACCGUCGACUCCCGAACCGAAAGUAUAUAAGGAUAAGAAGGAGGCUAUGGAAGCAUUUAAAGACCUAUUAAAAGAUAAAAAUGUCCCAUCCAACGCAUCGUGGGAUCAGUGCGUAAAAAUUAUUCAAAAUGAUCCACGGUAUGAGACGUUUAAAAAACUGAAUGAGAGGAAGCAGGUUUUUAAUGCGUAUAAAACACAAAAACAGAAAGACGAGAAAGAAGAACAGAGAACCAAGGCCAAGAAGUCAAAAGAACACCUUGAAGAGUUUCUGAUGAAGUCGGAUAAAAUGCUGUCUACCACUAAAUAUUACAAGUGCGAUGAGCUCUUCGGUCAUUUGGAGGUGUGGCAAAGUGUAAGUGAUUCCGACAGGAGAGAUAUUUAUGAUGAUGUGGUCUUUGCAUUAGCAAAGAAAGAGAAAGAAGAUGCCAAGAUUUUAAAAAAGAGGAAUAUGAAGAAGUUGUCUGAAGUUUUAGAGUGUAUGACUAAAAUUAACUAUGACACAACGUGGACCGAAGCGCAGACUAUGUUACUAAAUAAUUCUGCAUUUAAAAACGACGUGAAUCUGCUAGCCAUGGAUAAAGAGGAUGCUCUUAUUGUUUUCGAGGAACACAUCCGCCUUUCAGAGAAGGAAUAUUUGGAGGAACGAGAGAGGGAAAAGCGCAGACAGAAGAGACAAAGCCGAAAAAACAGAGAUCAAUUUUUAGCUUUGCUUGAUCAUUUGCAUGAAGAAGGGAAACUGACGUCCAUGUCUUUGUGGGUAGAACUGUAUCCUAUUAUAUCAGCAGACAUAAGAUUCUCGGCAAUGUUGGGUCAGACAGGUUCUACGCCUUUAGAUCUUUUCAAAUUCUAUGUUGAAGAUUUGAAAUCUCGGUUUCAUGAUGAGAAGAAAAUCAUUAAGGAAAUAUUGAGAGAAAAAGAAUUUGAUGUGAAAGCUGCCACUAGUUUCGAUCAGUUCGCGACUGUUAUAUGUGAAGAUAAACGAAGUGCUUCUUUGGACGCUGGAAAUGUCAAACUUACCUACAACUCGUUAUUAGAGAAGGCGGAAAUGAAGGAAAAGGAAAGAUUAAAAGAAGAGACCAAAAGAAUGAAGAAAUUGGAAAAUGCUUUUAAGAACCUUUUGAAAGAGUUAAAUGUAGAUUUUGAAAAGCCGUGGGAGGAAAUAAAAGCGAAAGUUGAAAACGAGAACGAAUACAAAGCGUUUGGCAGCGAUUCAGAUGCACAAAGAGUUUAUAAGGAUUUCCAACACGAAAUGGAAGAGUCAUGUUCCCAUCACCAUUCGCGGUCAAGAAAGUCAAAGAAGAAUAAAAAGAAUAAGAGCAAGUACCGUAGCGCAAGUUCUAGUGAAUCCGAAGAUAAAGAUAAGCACAAAAAAUCCAAGCAUAAAUCUCAAAGUACCAGUCCAGCCACAGAAAGCGAGCAGGAAUACGUUAACAACAAAAAGAAAAAGUCCAAAAAGAAGCACAGGAGGAAAAGCAAAUCUAGUUCUCCUUCCGAUAGAAACAGAAGUGGGGAAAUAAGCGAAAGUGAGCUAGAAAAACAGCGUGCUCUGCUCUUAGCGGAAUUAAAAGACGAGAGUGAUUAGCAAACGGUUAAGACAGCAUCAGCCGCAUAGGGUCUGAUCUCAAAAAGAUAAUGGCUUGCAUAUGAUCCAGAUUCUGGGUAUAACUUUAUAUUUUUUUUAAUGUUUCGAUUGCUGUCCAAAUUUCUACGUGCUUCUUCUGGCAGGUUCACGUUUGUUUAGCUCAUUAUGCCUAGGUACUUUAAUAUUGUAAAUACUACAUAUUUUUAAUUAAUAUGCCAGUGAACUGUUUGCACAAGUAAAACCUUAUUGUAUAUAAACAGCAAAAAGGCAUUUAGUCUUUUCGACACACGUAAACAUUAAAAUGCUAUAAGGUUAUGUAUGUAUUCGCCAUGGUGAUGCACUUUGUUUGCAGUGUGUCUGGUUUGGAAUUCUUAAACUUCGUCAAUAUAUUUUUAUAUGAACAA
Messenger RNA from Dendroctonus ponderosae (mountain pine beetle), 3309 nucleotides. It is a transcript of the gene Prp40, whose product is annotated as pre-mRNA-processing factor 40 homolog A. Gene Ontology annotation, molecular function: RNA binding; protein binding. Lineage: Eukaryota; Metazoa; Arthropoda; Insecta; Coleoptera; Curculionidae. The transcript is spliced from 15 exons. Gene Ontology annotation, cellular component: U1 snRNP; U2-type prespliceosome. Gene Ontology annotation, biological process: mRNA cis splicing, via spliceosome. The record is from RefSeq and is a predicted model, not a curated record. Bases 653 to 2905 code for a protein of 750 amino acids.